GAUUCCCACUGCUUCCUCUCUCUCUCUCCUCAAAUCUCUCCAAGAAGGCUUUUGCAGCGCUUCAAAGCACGGCCUUCAGCACUGGGGGCUUUGUGCAUUUGAUGCCGGAGAAUCCCAAGGAGGACCUCUUUGUGGCGCGCAUCGAGAGCUUUCUGGAAGAGCGCGGUCACAAGAGCCUCUGCGUGCGCUGGUACUACCGCCUUCAGGAUCUGGCCCACAAGCCUCCCACUCCUCCAGAGCCCAACGAGCUCUACUACACCACAUACUAUGACGUGCAGCAUUUUGAAGCAGUGUGCCGGGAGCCAUGUGCGAUGGCGCAUGCUGGCACCCACAGCCUCAACUCCCAGGGAGUUGAGGAGAAUGCGCGAUCCUAUGUGUGCAAGUAUGUAUAUGUAUCGGAGAAGGGAGCUUUCCUGCCCAUCAAAGGAGCUGAAGCAGGAGACGGCACAAAUCAGCGGCAGCAGCAGAACGAGGAAGAGGAAGAGGAGAAGAAGCCUCCUUCAGACGCUCUCCUUGCACGUGCUGAGAGCAGUGGCAGCAGCAGUGGCGGUGGGCUGCAAGUGAAGCCGGGAGUGGCAUAUGAGAUCAAUGCAUCAGAGCUUCCGCCCAAUGCUCCACACCACCUUCGCCUUGCACGCACUGUCGUUGUGUCGAAGAAUGAAGGCAACAGCAUCACAAUCAAGUACCCAUCCCCCUUGUCCAUUCGCAAGGCCUUUGGUGAGUACCUGCACCAGGCCCACCUGCUCUCCUUCUGGCUGCUGCACCCGCACGAGUUCCCCUGGACUGAUGCUGCUGCUGCUGCUGCUGCUGCUGCUGCUGCUGCUGCUGCUGCUGCUGCUGCUGCUGCUGCUGCUGCUGCUGCUGCUGCUGCUGCUGCUGCUGCUGCUGCUGCUGCUGCUGCUGCUGGGGAUGCUUGUGUCACGUUUGAGGGUUCUAUAUCUCCCUGCGCGGCUGCUGAGGAAGAGGGGUGUGGGGGAGGAGAGCAAGGGGAGGAGAUCGAGCAAAGGGGGGAGGGUGUGGGGGAGGGAGAGGGAGAGCGAGGGUCUGCUGCUGCUGGUGCGAGAGUGAUGGUGAGUGGUGGGGAGGGAGGAGAAGGUGAGAUUAUGACCGGAGUUGAGUUAGGAAGAGUGGAUGGUGAAGCAGAGGGAUCAGGGGGGGCAGCAGGGGAGGCAUUUGCAAGUGUGGAUGAGGCAGCAGAGGCACUCACUCAGCUGAAACCGUGCGGGGCAGUUUCUCAUACCCCUGCUCAUGCUGCACAUGCUACUGCUGCUGCUGCUGAUGAUGAUGAUGAUGCUGAUGCUGCUGAUGAUGAUGAUGUUAAUGCUGAUCCUGAUGCAGAUGCUGACAGUGAUGCUGAUGCUGAUUGUGCUGUGGUUGAAACUAGAAGUGAAGACGCAAAUGGAGAUGCGACAAUAGAAGCAGAAGCAGACGAAGCAGAAGACACAGCAGAACCAGCAGCAGUUGAAGCCGAAGCAGAAGAGGAGGCGGUGGAUAUAAGCGCAUGGCCCAAGAGAAGGCGGGGCGGAGGGGGCAGCAGGAGCAGGAGCAAGAAGGCGCGCACGGUGGUGGUGGUGGUGGCAGGCAGAACAGGGUCCGGCAACGAUGCUUCCAGCCUACCCUCCUCUGCCAGCAGCGGUGAGGAUGUGGAGGAGGAAGAAGCAGCAGUGGCGGUGAGCAGGGCGAGGGGGAACGGCGAGAGCAAGGAGAAGGACGCGGGCAGGAAUGGCAAGAAGGACGCUCACCUGCUCAAGCUACCCAAGGACAUGCAGGGCCGCUGGUCCAAGGAACGGUACCGCACGGCCCAGGUGAAGCUAGUGGACAUCAUGCGGGCGCAGGGGGCCAGGCCCGGGAAGCCGAUGCUGCGGCCGGUGCUUCGGGAGGAGGCUCGGCGGUACAUCGGAGACACGGGGCUGCUGGACCACCUGCUGAAGCACAUGACCGACACCGUGGUGCCCUUGGGGCAGCGGUUUAGGCGCAGGCACAACAGCGAGGGCGCCAUGGAAUACUGGCUGGAAGACGCGGGGCUCAUGGCUAUCAGAGCGGCGGCGGGCAUCAGUGACCCCACGUGGGUGCCCCCACCAGGCUGGAAGCCAGGAGCAGACCCCCAUCUGCCGUGCGGUACCAAGCGGUGCCACAAGGUGGAGCGGGAUGUGGAGAGGAUGGGGGGCUCUGUGUCUUCCAUGCGCAAAGAGCUUGAUGAGCUGAGGCGGCAGGUGGGCAAGCUAUCAUCCAAAAGCAACAACCAGCAGCAGCAGCAGCAGCAGCAGCAGCUGAUCCCCUGUGUGACCCCCUGUGUAACGAAUGGGAGCAUGUGGGAGGCGAAUCACUCAGCCUUGCACAAUCUGCUCACUAAUGUAUGGGAGGAGCUAAAGCAGCACAACAAGCUGAACCAGCAGAUCCUGCUCGCACUCAACACCAGCAACACCGAGGUACUGGAUGCCAUCACAUGCCAGGCUGCUAAGUCCCUGCCUGCCAUUCUCGCCGCUGCUGCCGGCACCCUGCUUUCUCUGCCCCAAUCUGACCUCCACGCCCCCAACGCACAGCAGCAGCAGCAUCAGCAGCAGCAUGUGCAGGGGAACACCAGGAGCAGCAACACCCUCCCUGCUCUUGUUCUCCCCCAAGUCUCCGCUUCACUGCCGGUGCAGGUACCAUUUCAUUUCACCAAGCACUGA
This is a messenger RNA of Closterium sp. Naga37s-1, 2672 nucleotides long. The record is from the annotation of a GenBank genome assembly. Lineage: Eukaryota; Viridiplantae; Streptophyta; Zygnematophyceae; Desmidiales; Closteriaceae.